UCUCUCCCUUAUACUGAUGGUUGAAUAUAGUGCCUUGAUAUAGCACAGUUUUGUAAGUCAAGGAGUUUUCACCCACUCCUCCUUGGUUCUUUUCUGGGUAGGUUAUUUGUUGUUUUGGUACUAUUACAAAAGCUGUAGAAUAACCUUUCCUAAGCAGAGGUGUCUGAAAAGCCCUUGUGUAGCUAGACAUCCCUGUUACCUAACCUGACUUUUAUGUUUCAUGGCAAAUAAAAUCUGUUUCAACAAGUGUUGCAGUUAGAGUAGUCAGUGACCCCUUAGACUUGCUAUUGGAAUUGGCUUUGCUGAAAGUAUUCACUCUGAGUAGUGUGACAAACAAAACAGGAGAUAAUUAGAAAAAUGUUGUAGAUAGUCAUGGUCUUGAUUUUCCUGAAAUACUAUUCCUCAGGUCUUGCAUUCAGUUUGGUUUCAUUGAAAUACAAGCUCAAGACCCACCACAAAUUUUUGAAGGUGAGCAGACGGCCAGAAUUGAGGCUUGGUAUGAUCUGAAAUGUUUGUACUGUGCACAUUAGUUAUCUUGAUAGUGACCAGUCCAUUAUGUGUGAAUGAAAUUAAUAGUAUUAGUAGUCAGUCAUAAAUCCUUAUGUAUUAAUAAGAAACCCUCAGGUCUAGGUCCUUAGGCUACAGACUGAGCAGUCUUCUGCCUUUAGGUGAAAAGUUAACCAUUUUACUGUAAGGAACCAACGCAUCAGUGGAGUGGCCUGACUACUGUUGAAUUCGAAGCAUCUGAAAUAUUCCUUAAAUAGUUUUGUGAAUACUAAAUGGAGACAAGCUUGCAGAGGGACUGAUGAGGCUGUUUAAUGUACAGAAACAAUUCAAAGUACUUGGUUUUACUGGAGGGAGACUUUUAUAAUAAAUUGGUAAAGUAAGAUAAUUUUGGAGAAGGGAAUAAAGAGGUAUUUGAGUCUACAAGUCUCUUAAUCACUGCUCAGAAAACUAAAGUGUCAAUGCACACCUAGAUUAAGCCUUUGUAUGCACAUGUAGAUUAAGCCUUUGUUUUCUAGAAUUGUCUGUGUUAACUGAAUCAGUAGAAAUCAUCUAUAAGAUUAGGAAAAAGUUUCAGAGUUUUCCUUUAGCUAGUUUCCCUUACCUGUACUAGUUUUCAUGUGUUUCACAAGCUUAAGCAGGGUCUGCCCAUGUCGUAAUAGCUAAUGUAAUAGCUGAUUGUGUGGUAACUUGAAUGGUGAGGUUUUGAGUAACAAAUACUGACCACCUAGUACUCGUGACUCCUGACAACAACACAGAAAAGGAAAUCUGAGAAGCAAUUCUGUUGAGAUGAGUCAGAUACCAGGAAAGAAGUUAAAUGGAACAAGUGAGUAACAGAUGCUGUUCAGUUGUUUGGGUGGAAUGUGAUUUUCUGAUUUACCAAAAAGGACGGUGCAUGUGUUCUUUGCUAGAUUUCUCAUUGCUGAUUCAAUGAUACUGUGCUUGUACCCAAAGUCCUUUUUUUCUAAAAAAAAAAAAAAAAGCUCCUCUAUCAGUCAAAACCUUGAGGGGGUGAGAAAGAAUAAAGAGGUGGGGGAGCCAGAGGAAGACAGACACAGCUGUUGAUUGGGAACAAAAGGGGAAAGACAUUUUUGACUUUUUCUAUAGCCUUUGUUUGAAAGUUAUAGAAUUACUUUGUUCCUCUGCACUUGUAAUCAAUGAAACACUGUAGUAACAUUAACUCUGUGCCUUGGAGUAUGUUAAAGUCCUAAGGAAAAGGUAAGAAACAAAAGCAGUCACUCAUCUGCUUUAGCAAGACAAGGAUUUCUUUUGUUUUAGCAAGAGCAGGUAAGGAACAGUUAAAUGAGAAGUCCUUACAGAAGUUAAUUCAGAGAAGUACCUCUGUAGGGUUACCAAUCUAAUGAAAAGGACUGUGUUAUUCAGGUUUUCCUAAGGGCUGUUUCUGUUUAAUAAAAGUCACAUCCCUGCUCUGAAAUGAGAGUAUGUGACUGCCUUUGGUGUCAGAGGGGCCUAGAACUACUUUCCAUGUAACUUUAACAUCUAUUUUUUAAAAAAAAUUACUGAUUUAAAACCAAACAUCCCCAAAAAAUUGACAUCUACAAAGUAAGAUCAUCUUGGAAUGGUGUUUAGCAUAUCAUGGAAAUGUUCCGCCUUAAUAAUGAAGAUAAUGUCACACACUGCAUGGCACUUUCUACCUUCCGAAAUAGCAACAGUUCAGCCUGAGCCAUUACAGGGUGUCAUUAGCUCCUGCUGACUUCCAAACAAAAUAGAAUAAAUCUGGGUGCAGAUCGCCUGUUCUUGCUUCCCAGCCCCCUUCCCUGAAUUUAGGGAGCAAUGAACUUAGGUACUGUUCCAUCAUCUCCUCAGCCAACCGUGAUGUCAUUGUGAAAGCACAUACCUAAGCAGUCAUGUGGAAAACAGAAUGCUGCCCAUCGUAGUAAAGGAGAGCUUGUGCUUAGUAGGAAUGGGAUAACUAAGGAGUUCUGCAAAAGGGAACCCUGGCAUGGAACUGGAGGGUUGGAUUCGAUAAUCCUUCUGCCUGAAGUCAAGAUCUGGCUCCUACAACCUGUGGAAAACAUUCUGAACAAGAUGUUCUGAAACAGCUAGGGAAAAAAUCUAACUGGAAGCAGAGGAUUUUGUUAAUAUUUUUCAAUCAGCCAAGCAGGUCACAAAAGCUCUGAAGGAGGGCCACCCUCUUCCACCUCCUCCCCCGCCAAGAAUGAAUCCAGACUAUAUUCAGUGUCCACACUGCUCACAGAGGUUUCGUGAGGCUGCAGCACAGAGGCACAUGGAGUUUUCUGAAGAACAAACUGUCUACCAUGCUGCAAAGACCACUGGACAGGCUUCGGACAAGCAGCCAUUGACUCAGAGGAAAACUCCAACAUUAACACCUGCUGUGUUAUCGCUUCUGGAGAGAGUACAAAAAGGUGCCAACACAGACAAACCUAGCCUAGAGAUCUCUUUAGAAAUACUGAAGAAAACUGCAAAAUGUUGGGGUGUAUCUACUGGGAAAAAUUCUUCAGGAAAGUUUGGGAAAUAGCAAGUAUAUGUCUUGUUGCUGCUUUUAGACCACAAAUGGACAACAGAAGAUAGAGUGGCUGGUUGGCGAGGAUGUGUUAAGGCUUUCUUCUAACACGUUAUGGAAGAUCUCAAGCAACACAAUUUUCCAGUACCACUUCUGCCUGAAGUUCUACAGCUACCACGUUCAAUAAACUAAGCAAACUGAAA
Messenger RNA from Pseudopipra pipra, 3192 nucleotides. It is a transcript of the gene ZC2HC1B, whose product is annotated as zinc finger C2HC-type containing 1B. The transcript is spliced from 7 exons. The coding region runs from base 2684 to 3004 and encodes 106 amino acids. The record is from RefSeq and is a predicted model, not a curated record. Lineage: Eukaryota; Metazoa; Chordata; Aves; Passeriformes; Pipridae.